Messenger RNA from Acanthopagrus latus (yellowfin seabream), 3257 nucleotides. Its product is annotated as leucine-rich repeat-containing protein 14. The transcript is spliced from 3 exons. NCBI's taxonomy places the organism in Eukaryota, Metazoa, Chordata, Actinopteri, Spariformes, Sparidae. The coding region runs from base 361 to 2043 and encodes 560 amino acids. The record is from RefSeq and is a predicted model, not a curated record. Gene Ontology annotation, cellular component: cytoplasm.
CCUGCGUCGGUGUAAGAUGUAAACACUCCUCCAGCAGCAGCUUCCUCAGUCAGAGUCUGAGCAGCUAGCUAACAUGAUCCGCCAGCGAUUAAUACUCCACCUGCCAAAGGUUUCCACUCGUCGUUACUGUUAUUAAUCCCUAUCAGAUGAUGUUUAAAAAUCUUUUUUGGGGAUUUACAAGACCGCGUCAAGUUUCUGUCAUAAAAUUAAUCUUAGCGGUGGGGCUAGUUUCAGCUAGCUAGCUCACGAACUCUCAGACGUGAAGAGCCUCUUUCUUUCGCAAAGACGCGACAUUAUUUAGGGAUUUUUAUUUAUUUAUUUUUUUCUUAAAAAAAAAAAAGCCCAAAACGCUUUUUCGAAAUGGUGCUUUCGUUGUUGAGCAUUUGCGCCAGGGAGGUGGUGAGUGACCACAGCGCGUCACCCUGCUGGCUCAGGUGGGUGCCCAGAGAGCUGUACAGACCGCUGCUGGAGGCCGCCUUCGCCGGCUGCAGACCGCUGGCUGUGGGCGAGCUGGUGCAGAGGUGGCCCGAACGCACGCUGCGUGUCGGCGGAAGGAGGAAACAAGGACAAACUGCGCCAAAUCGACUCUGCAUCCAGGCUCUGUUACUUGCAGUUGUCAGGGGACUGUCGGACCAAAGAUAUGCCCUGCAAGUGCUGGACCUGUGUGGGCUGCAGGGAGAUGAGGGAGGGAUGGGGGACCCCAUGGGAGGCUGGUCUCUCACUGUAGCUCUCUGCACCAUGGCUGUCCAGGCCAGAGCUGGAGCUCAGAGGGCAAAGAGGAGAGAGGGAGAGCGGGAGAGGAAGAGGUUCUCCGCUCUGGAGAGAGAGAAAGAUGUGAAAAGAGAGAGGGGACAGUGGAAGAGGGGAAAGGCGCCCAAUGGGGAUGGGGAGAGCACAGAUAAUAAGGACCUGAGUUGGAAAUCAUGUGGGGUUCUGAGCGAAGAGGAGGUGAUUAAAGGAGUGAGGAGGAGGAUGGAGAUGGAGAGGAAGAGAGAGAGUGCAGUGGCAGGUUCAGGAGGCAGCAUGAAGGAGACAGAAAGUGUAAACAGUGAUGUGUUGGUUCAUGUGAGAGCUGAUCUCUUUGUGAAUGCUCGCUCCUGGGAGCGCGUUCGUGUGGCUCUCAAUACAACAGGGCCCCUCAAGCUUCAGUGCAGAUAUCUGCGCGUGGAGGAAAUUUCAGUGUCUAGUAUCAGGACCCUGCUGGACCUCCUGCCUCGCCAGGGGCUUCUGGGCAUCGAUGUCCGCUACAGCAACCUCGGGGUGGCUGGGUUGGCUGAGCUGCUGCCUUUGCUCUCCACCUUCCCAGCUCUGAACUCUCUUCGCCUGCACUACUGUAACUUGGACUUUCGCAGAGAUCACCCUGGGCAGGAGGAGGCCCUGAGGGACUUGUCUCAGGGUCUGACGACGCUACAAGAGCUGCGACGGCUCAGCCUCACCGCUCUGCGCCUGCCUGGACAGCUCCGUGUGCUGCUCAGCUCGCUGCCUCAGCCUCUAGAAAUACUGGAGCUGCCAUAUUUGAGCCUGAGCCCGGCCGACCUCGCCUAUCUGUCCUGCAGCCAUCAUGCCUCCACGCUGCAGCAGCUGGAUCUAAGCGAGAACCAUGUGGAUGAAACAACCCUCCCCUCCAUCCGCCGCCUCCUCUCCCAGGCUUCCAGCAGCCUGCAGCACCUCUCUCUGAGCGGCUGUGGCCUCACCGAUGGCCUGCUGGGACUCUUGCUGCCCUCGUUGGGAGGCUGCUGGGCACUCAAGAGCUUGGCUUUGGCCCUGAACCCUCUCUCCAUGGCAGGCCUCAUGGACCUGGUGAGGAUGGCUGGGAGAAUGCCCUCCCUCCGUCACUUACUGUACCCAAAUCCGCUGGAAGACUAUCAGCCAGGCCUUCCUGACCUGCCCUCCAGCGCUCAGCUGUUAGACUGGCCACUAGAUGAAGCCACAGACAUCAACACAACCAGCAGUCAGCUCAAGAGGGUGCUGAUAGAUGGCGGACGCUCUGACCUCUUUCUGACAUGCGACCUGCUGAAUUAUGAUAAAGACUUGGUGGACUAGAGAAGAGGUGCUUUUUAGUUUGCUCACCGACACGCCAGAGCAAUGUAGAUACACCUGACAAUCAAACUAUCAUCAUUAUCACCACCUGUCUCAUAUAAAGGAUUCAUUAUUCAGUAACGCUUUCUAUAAAUACAGAUAACCGGAACAAAGUAGCAAGACACUCAAUACAAUGCAGACCUCCAAAUUGAAUGAAAGGAGUAGUUACACAAAGUUUGGGUCGGGGGAAGUCUUUGUCUUUAAAGAAAUGGUUUGUCAUCAGGAAAAUGAUCGGAAAAUGACACGUCUUUAUAAAUAAGAUAAUAAUAAUAAGAUUUUUUGACGCAAGGAGGAGGCCGUAAGAGAGCUGCAACAAUUAAUCAAUUAGUUGUCAGCUAUCACGUUAAUCUGCACCUACUUUGAUAAUCAAUAUCUGUUUUUUUUUUACUCCUCUAUGACAGUAUUAUAAAUAUUUUUGUGUUGUGAACAAAACAUUUGAGGAAGUCAUCCAGAUGACAUUAGUCAUCAUUUUCUGACAUUGAUCUAAUAGUUUAAUAGCCAAAAUUUGCAGAUUAGUCAAAAAUUAAAAUAAUCUUUAGUUGCAGCUGCAAACAGCCAUUCUUCAAUACAAUGGUGCUAUACUACUUAUUAAGUUCACCUGUUUGCUGUAUAGAUUCAGUUGUUGCUCAUGCGUCAGUGCUGGUUUUGUACCAAAAUGAUUAUUUAUAAACGAUGAAUGUCCCUCUGAUUUAAAGAUCACAGGAUCACAGCCCUCGUGCCUUUCACAAAUGUCACCAGUACUGUAUUUACACAGGACAGACUUUCAGAUACAGCAUGUUAUGUAUAUUCUACAAUUCAUCAACCAAAAACUAACUGCAAGUAUGACUGUAGUUUCUUUUUAUAAUGUGUGUUUGCUAAGUUUGCAUAGUUUUCCUGAAAUAACAAGUGAACACGUUACAUUUUUUUAAAUAUGCAAACCAAUGAACUGCGUGUUCUUCUGCUUUAUUUACCAAGUAAUGUACAUUGUGCUGUUCUGCUUUACAUAUUUGUUAUACUGUAUUUCUUGGAUAUCUGUUUUAAAAUGUUCAGGUUUACUAAGGUCUUAUUUUUAUUAUUAACUCAAUUUCUAUGUUGAAUCAUAAACAAUCAGCAUUAUCAGGAAAAGACUGUACCAAAUCAGCCUUGUACCACAUGAAUGCAUUUUCAUACUGUCACACAAUAAAUCGGUCCUAAAGCAA